AUGCCAUCGUUUGGGCUUUCUGUCUUCAUCCUGGGUUUGUUUGUGGCUUCUGUCACAGCACAGACGACACUCACAGUCGCAACGCUUUCCACAGCUUCAGUGCAAACUGACAGUGUCAGUAGUGCUUCCCCCACUAUUAGCACACCCGAUGGGACCACCAGCUCCAGUAUCAGUAGUACCCUCAGCACCAGUAUCCCCACUAUAAACAGUGCCAUGGACACCACCAAGGGCAACAGCACCAUGUCAUCGUCAACGACAGAGGCUGUUAACACAACAAUGCCCCAGACGAUGCCACCUAAACCCACUGCUCCGCCUAAAGGACCAACUACUAUCGAAAACACCACUCCAGAACCAAAACCUACACUACCUCAACCACAAUCAGGAGGUGACAUCACUGGUAUUAUCAUCCUCGUUGUCAUCAUCCUUGUGGCUAUUGUGUUUGGGGUCGCCUGCUACUUGGCCCGGAAGAGAACAAGGCGCUACUCUGUUGACUUCACCUCCAGACCGGAUGAAGCCAACAUCCCUCUCAGCACCAUGGAGCCUGACCUACCCAUUGAUGCUGUACCUCAGAAUGGCCUGCAAACCUUUGAAAGUACAGAAGUUAUUACAAAACAGCCAGAAGAACCAGAGGCAAAAGCUGAAGUACAGGAGGAGCAGAAAGCUGAAGCUGAUAAACCUGCCACCGAUCCCCCCGCUGAGUCUGCAGCUCCACCGCCGUCUCCAGACAUCUCUGAGGACAAACCUAAAGAGGACGCCGCCGAGAAGAGUCCUCCUGCACCUGUGGAGCCGAAUGUGGAGGAGAAAACUGAUGACGAGGACGCCGCCUCCAACAAGACCUCAGUGGAAUCGCUGAAGGAGGCAAAUGAGAACAACAGCAACAAUGCUGACUUCAGAGAUCUGAAGAAGAGCAACACCUUCUGGGACGUUCCUCUUGAUUGUCCGGUGUGAGACACAUCUCUGCUCCUCUGCUGUUCUUUAGGAACUUGAAUGAAGAAGUGACCGGAGUCUAAAAGGACACAUCUGUUUAAACUGUGUGAGCUCUAUUUGGCUGUUGCCUCCUCUUUGGAUUUUUUUUUGUAACAAAGCAGCUUUUAUAAAGUUAAAUGUCAGCUGAGCUCAGCUUUUUAAGAUUUUUACUGAUAACGGAGUCACAAUUUAUAGAUCUAUAGACCAAUUGUCAUUAUUUUUGUGACUAAAAUAACACUUUAUUCCCCCACGUUCAGCCUUUAUGAACAGUAAAUAAAUGGUUUCUAAUAUACUAUGAUGUUAUUAUAAGCAGACAUGUAGGUGUUUAUUUAUUAAUAUUAUGUAAUGUAUAUUAAUAUAUUUGUCAACAACUGUUGUUACUAAUAGAGUAAAAUACAGGUGUAACUAGACCAGACCUAGGCCAAAUCUUGCAAUGUUAGUAAAGGUUACAAAUAAUUUGUAUAUCUGCCCCUGAAAAAUAGAAAAACAAACCAAAAACAUAAUCUCUUUGGUGGAGGUUAUCAUAUCAAAUACUUCUUAAUUGCUUACAAAUACUAUACAAUAAUAAACACAAAAUAGCUCCUUAUAGCUGCAUACAGCUACAUCAUAGUGUGUUUGAACCAUCUUCUUCUUCUUAUAAAUACUACAUAGGGGGACAUGAACUAAGUACUUUGCAAUACGGUACAAAGGUUUUUAGUUUUUUUUAACUUAUUAGUGAUCUUAUUAAUGGCCAGUGAAUAAUGUAAAUAAAUAAAUGUUUUUAAAAUGCAAAAUGUUUGUAAAUACAAGCCUUGGCAUUGUUUAUCCACUGCCUACUCCCAAAUCAAAGAUGGCCUUAAUUGUGGACUUUUUCCUGUUUUUUGUUAAUAUUUUUGGAAUGCAUGUGUAGGAUUUAAUAAAAAUAAGAAUAAUAUAUAAAUAAAGAAGAUAAAAUAGGGUUUAAAAAUUUGAAUCAGUGUUUUUGUAUCAAUUUAGGAUGCAAAUUUAUGUUAUUUGUGUAGACGCUGCAUUGUGCUUUUCCAUGCUGUUAGUAGUAUCAAAGUUUCCGUUAAAUGCUGAAAAAAAAUUGCUAUAAUGUGAAAAAAAAUUGCUAUGAUGUGAAUGUCCUUUGAAUGUAUUAAAAAAAGUAUUUUAACUUUUUCCCUAAUGUUUUUUUUUUGGAAUUUUCUACCAUCAGAAGGUUUUCAUAGUGACUUUAAUCAGCCAUGGCCUCAGGAAUACUUAGCAUCCAAAUAUUUAACUAAUCAUAUCAAUGAUAGGGUAAGAACUUUGCUUUUGCUUUGCUUUUUUACUUGAUAUUUUAUAUUAUUUUAUGUCAUUUUGCUUUAAAACUAAACAUCCUGUAACACCAUGUGUGUAACUUUCACUUCAUCCUUAAAACUUUAUGUACAAGAUUCUGAAACAGUCAAAUAAACAG
Messenger RNA from Centropristis striata (black sea bass), 2383 nucleotides. RefSeq lists its product as uncharacterized. The coding region runs from base 1 to 948 and encodes 315 amino acids. Lineage: Eukaryota; Metazoa; Chordata; Actinopteri; Perciformes; Serranidae. The record is from RefSeq and is a predicted model, not a curated record. The transcript has 10 exons.